GCGGCUGGUUCUGCUCCGGAUCUGAGAGAGGGGCGGUAGCCAUUGUGCUUCUCUGCGGGCUGCUUUGCCUCAGUUAGAGGCCUAGAACUCCGAGGAGGAAGGCAGUGCUGCGGUCGUUGCGAGAGGGACGCGCCUUAUUCGUUGCCAGCUCGGGAGCAGGGGAAACUUUAAGAAUGGAGUCUAAACCUUCAAGGAUCCCAAGAAGAAUUUCUGUUCAACCAUCCAGCUCUUUAAGUGCUAGGAUGAUGUCUGGAAGCAGAGGAAAUAGUUUAAAUGAUACCUAUCACUCAAGAGACUCUUCAUUUAGACUGGAUUCUGAAUAUCAGUCUACAUCAGCAUCAGCAUCACCAUUUCAGUCUACUUGGUAUAGCGAAUCUGAGAUAACUCAGGGAGCACGCUCAAGAUCACAAAACCAGCAACGGAAUCAUGAUUCAAAAAGACCUAAACUUUCCUGUACAAACUGUACAUCUACCUCUGCUGGGAGAAAUAUUGGACAUGGUUUAAAUGCUGUAUCAGAAUCUUCUUGGAGGCAUAAUCAAGUUCCUAGAUCUUCAUCAAUGGUACUUGGAUCAUUUGGAACUGACUUGAUGAGAGAGAGAAGAGAUUUAGAGAGAAGAACAGAUUCUUCCAUUAGUAAUCUUAUGGAUUAUAGCCACCGAGGUGGUGAUUUCACAAAUUCAUCAUAUAUUCAAGACAGAGUUCCUUCUUCAUAUUCACAGGGAGCAAGACCAAAAGAUAACUCAGUGAGCACUUUACAGUUGAAUACAUCAUCCACAAACCACCAGAUGCCUUCUGAACAUCAGACUGUACCAUGUUCUAGGGACUCUAAUAGAAAUUCUCUACGGUCAAAUUUUUCUCCAAGAGAAUUGGAAUCUCCCCAAAGCAGUACACAGCCUGGAUUUUCUUAUCUUUCAAAUAGAGAUGAAGCCUCAACCAUAAGCAGUUCAGAUAGGGUUGGUUCAUCUCAAAGAUCAUUUCAAGACUCUUCUGACAACGAAGGUAGACGUUCAACCAGAAGAUUGCUGUCACGUAUAGCUUCUAGUAUGUCAUCUACCUUCUUUCCCCGAAGAUCUAGUCAGGAUUCCUUGAAUACAAGAUCAUUGAGUUCUGAAAAUUCCUAUGUUUCUCCAAGAAUCUUGACAGCUUCACAGUCUCGUAGCAAUGCAGCGUCAGCUUCUGAUGUUCCCGAUAGUAGGGCAUCUGAAGCUUCUCAGGGAUUUCGAUUUCUUAGGCGAAGAUGGGGUUUGUCAUCUCUUAGCCAAAAUCAUAGCUCUGAGCCUGAUUCAGAAAAUUUUAACCAAGAAUCUGAAGGUAGAAAUACAGGACCAUGGUUAUCUUCCUCACUUAGAAAUAGAUGCACACCUUUGUUCUCUAGAAGGAGACGAGAGGGACGAGAUGAAUCUUCAAGGAUACCUACCUCUGAUAUACCAUCUAGAUCUCAUCAUAUUUUUAGAAGAGAAUCAAAUGAAGUGGUUCACCUUGAAGCACAGAGUGAUCCCCUUGGGGCUACUGCCAGCAGAUCACAAGCAUCUGCAGCAUCGAGUAGUGCUGCUACGGGUGGCUCCACAUCAGAUUCAGCUCACAGUGGAAGAAAUACAGGAAUAACAGGGAUCCUUCCUGGUUCUUUAUUUCGAUUCGCAGUCCCCCCAGCACUUGGAAAUAAUUUGACCGACAAUGUCAUGAUCACUGUAGAUAUUAUUCCUUCAGGUUGGAGUUCAUCUGAUGGAAAAAGUGAUAAAACUAAAAGUGCACCUUCAAGAGACCCAGAAAAACUGCAGAAAAUAAAAGAGAGCCUCCUUUUAGAGGACUCUGAAGAAGAAGAAGGUGACUUAUGUAGAAUUUGUCAGAUGGCAGCUGCAUCAUCAUCUAACUUGCUGAUAGAGCCGUGCAAGUGCACAGGAAGCUUGCAGUAUGUUCACCAAGAUUGUAUGAAAAAGUGGUUACAGGCCAAAAUUAACUCUGGUUCUUCAUUAGAGGCUGUAACCACCUGUGAACUCUGUAAAGAGAAGUUGCAGCUUAACCUGGAGGAUUUUGAUAUUCAUGAACUACAUAGAGCUCAUGCAAAUGAACAAGCUGAGUAUGAGUUUAUCAGCUCUGGUCUCUACCUAGUUGUGUUAUUGCACUUGUGCGAACAAAGCUUUUCUGAUAUGAUGGGAAAUACAAAUGAACCAAGCACACGUGUCCGAUUUAUUAACCUUGCAAGAACUCUUCAGGCACAUAUGGAAGAUCUCGAAAGUAGGUGGAAUUUCCCCUUCCCAGACUUGUUGAAUUUCUUUUGCAAAUUAAAUCCACAGACCAAAACCUUACUGUAUACACUUUCUACCAAAUUAGGGCUUCAUUUAUAGGCGUAGUAAUACCAUAAUAACUGAUUUGGGAAAGAUGGGUUGGGCAACUGACCUUUUUCAAAGCAUAUUUUUAAAAAAUAAUAAUUUUAAGGUACAGAAGGAUAUAUUUUAACUAGUGUUUUAUUUAAAAUUUUUAUUUUUGAUCGCCUUAAUUUUAAUCAAAAAGAAAACUUCUGGUCAAACCACACUUCUAAAUCUGUUAGGUGUGUGUGAGAGAGAGAGAGAAAUUUUGUUAUUCAUCUUUGUUAGAUCAUUAAAAGUUUUCCCUGGGUUUAUAUAUAGUUCUAGGAAAAUAGGGGUGAAAGAUUCCUAGUUCUGAGUCCGUAACAGAAGCCAUAGUUUUUUUUUUGCUCCUUGUUCAGGUCCUCAUGGACCUUUAAUAGGCAGCCAGCUCCGACAGCAACUCCAAUCUCUUAAGAUCACGUUCCAGCAUUAGGACUUCUGCCUGGGCUCCCAUGUGAAGGCACUUAAUGCCCAAAUCUUUACAGGCAUCUGCACAGCUUAACCUCAAAGUCCUACAACCUCCAGGGUGCUUCGUACCAGGUGGGCACAGAUAUUGGUGGCUCUGAAACAGUUCCUGGGAAUUCAAGAUUACCCUACCUAUUGUACUUUUUCACCCAAAGCAACUGGCUCCCCACGAUCAGAUUCCAUUACACUCUUUGAAGUGUUUUAAAAUAUAUAUUCUCCACUUGAUUAUUUUCUGUACUCGUCUUAAAAACACUUGUGGAGUGUUACCUGUAGUGUGCGUGUUUUUUUACCUUUAGGGAAAGCUCAGCAUCCUUUGAAGUAAAGUUUGAGAAGGACUUGGGUCUUCAUGAGAGCCUUUUAAUUCCUAGAAUAUUCUAAGACAUGGGUUGUUGUCAUUAAGUUUGUACUAUUUUUAAGUUUUGAAAGGAUUAGAGGUACAACCAGAUGCCUUUUCACAGUCUAGUAUGUGUGAAAAUGGUAUAUAAAGGAGUCUGGUAUAUAAAGUAGGAAUUCAUUUGGUGUACAUCUUUUUUUUCUUUUAUAUAAACUUCUUCACAUCCCUUAUGUUACCUAACACAAAGAUCUCUUUUAGCAAAUUAUAAUUCAUACUUUGCCAGAUGUGAUGGUAGUAAUUUGUUUUAGUUGAUAGUAAUAUUUUCCCCAGAUUGCUUUACUUUUUUUUAAACUAACAUUUAGUAGUUUCCUAAACAUAGCAGUGUCUACUGCCAACAUGUAAGAAAGACGGAGGUGAAAUAUACCCAGAUUCAGCUGAGAGUAAAAGCUGUUGUGGGUGCUACAAGCUUACUCCUAAGUACCAGAAUAUUAAUGUAUUCUAAAAGUUGGUUCUCACUGAAUUUUCUUCUCUUGUGGAGUUAAUUGAAUAGAAAACAUGAGAAGUUCUCUGAAAAACUGUUUUAUUUCUUAGUUUGAUAUUUCUCCAUAAUAUAGCAUAAAACUUAACCAUAGGAUUUACUCAUUCAUGAGCCAAGUAUAUGCUUGCUAUCAUUUACUAAAAAUGGAUUGAAGAUUUCUGCAAGAUAAAUUGAAACAUGAAAACUUAAGUUUCAUCCAUACAUGUAGGAUGUUUUUGUUGAUUCCAUUUGUUGGGUGCUCUUAAAUAUUGGGUCUAAUAUUAAUACAAGAAGAGUAUACAUUUAACCUUUCUGCCCUUGAUAAUAGGGGAAAUGCUGGUUGGGUGUUUAUUUUAGUGAAUUCCAUUUUCCUCAACACAUAACAGUUUAGAGAAUCCAUAGUUUUAUACUUAGGUCCCUCCUAUAGACAUUCCAGGAUGUUUAUUUUAAACUUCUGAGCUACUACAAUGGCUCUUAAAUUGAGGUCAGAAAUGUUACAAACAUGAUGUUUCUGACAAUGUAGAGGCAUAGGAAUAAUCUCAAAAGUUUUUUACUAAAUCCAAUUGUUUUAACUUAGGCUGUGUCUAUAUAAAAGCUUUUUGGACUAAAUAGAGCUUUUUCUUGGCAUUGUAUAGACAUAGCUUUGAUGUAAAUUGCAAGAAUACCCAUAACCUAUUCUGUGUACAUUUUUUUUCAUUCUCAUCGGAUGCAUCAAACAUGCAGCGGUAAUAAACCAGAUUCUACUCAGGUGUGUGAGAGCACUUGCCUUAAGUUCAUUUUUUUCUCUAGUGUCUAAAUCAUUAGCUACUGUGAACACAGGCUGAUCUCAGAAGCUUUUUAGAAGACGUUCUUGAAGCACAUUUUUAAGCAUUCUCAUUUUUAUAAAAACUAACAUAAAAAGAUGUGGGGGUGGGAGCAUUAUGGAUGGGCAUCACCCACAGUCAAACCACCCCUAACCCUGUCAUAACUUAUCAUUUGACCAAACAGAAUACUAAAUUGGGUUUUUUUAUUUUACAAGUCAUUGCUGUUCUGGCUUCAUAUUUACACAUCCAUUCUCAUCCCCCUUAAAAUCAUUCUUGAUCAUCCUGUUUUCUUUCAACAGCUUCAGAGGAUGAUUCCGAAGAAGAUGGAGACCAUAACAGAACAUUUGAUAUUGCCUAACUUCAUAUAAGACAAAUGGAUGAUCUGUGAACAAGUGUUUAUUAAAACUGGCAAUUACGUAUGAUUUAAUUUUGUGGGGAAUG
This is a messenger RNA of Acinonyx jubatus (cheetah), 4908 nucleotides long. RefSeq names its product membrane associated ring-CH-type finger 7 (gene MARCHF7). The transcript is spliced from 9 exons. The coding region runs from base 174 to 2345 and encodes 723 amino acids. NCBI's taxonomy places the organism in Eukaryota, Metazoa, Chordata, Mammalia, Carnivora, Felidae. The record is from RefSeq and is a predicted model, not a curated record. Gene Ontology annotation, biological process: protein autoubiquitination. Gene Ontology annotation, molecular function: ubiquitin binding; ubiquitin conjugating enzyme binding; zinc ion binding. Gene Ontology annotation, cellular component: nucleus.